AGCUUUUGACAGCCAACACUUUUCAAAGCUCAAAAUUUUUUUAUCAACAAAAAAAAUUAUUUUUUUAGCACGAAACUUUUUUUUUGAGGCUUAGAGACAAAGUUCGAUAUUUAUUUGGUAACUAGUGAUUUAAUUUUUAUUCAUCAAGUGAACCGCGGAACUCAAAAAAUUCAUCAUUGAUACCCUUGCUCUGUGCGAGAUGACGAUGGACGUGAGCAAAAGUGAACCCAACAAAAGCGGAUCAACUCCGCAAGAAUGCGCUGGGUGUGGCAAAGCCAUUACCGAAAGAUACCUAUUAAAAGCAUUGGAUAUGUUUUGGCAUGAAGAUUGUUUAAAAUGCGGGUGUUGUGACUGCAGACUCGGCGAAGUGGGUUCAACCCUCUACACAAAAGCCAACUUGAUCCUCUGCAAGCGCGAUUAUCUCAGACUGUUUGGUAACACUGGAUAUUGUUCAGCGUGUUCGAAAGUUAUACCAGCUUUUGAAAUGGUUAUGAGAGCUAGAACAAAUGUUUAUCAUCUUGAAUGUUUUGCUUGUCAGCAGUGUAAUCAUAGAUUCUGCGUAGGUGACCGUUUUUAUUUGUGUGAAAAUAAAAUUCUGUGUGAGUACGACUACGAGGAGAGACUGGUGUUCGCAAACAUGGCCUUACAUCCACCGCCAACGGCGACAUUGGCGCACAUCAAGCGCCAGGUAACGCAUCUCCAGCCUCAGGCUUUGGCACAAGGCAAUACGAGGCAGACAAACGGAGACGCUGGCCAUAACCACAAUGGGUAUCAAGCUCCCGCGACCUCGGCAGCUCAUAACGCUCUAAAUCCCAUGAAUAAUUUAAAUGGCAUCAACGCACAGGCUACAUACGACACCAAAUGACAAACAAAGUAAAAUAGAAGCUUACUAAAAUCGAAUCACAACUACCCAAACAAUAAUAACAACCAACACGUAAGAACAAGAAGAAAACGGAACAUCCGUAUGCUGCCAAAUAAUAAAUCUUGUUUUAUUGCUGAUUCGAUUUUCAUUCCCCCAUAAAUAAUAAACAAAUAAAAGUAUAAAAAAUCGUAGACUUUAAUUAUUUGCUGAAAAAUGUGAUCGCAGGUAUGGAAAUUAUAAUUAAUUUGUAAAAAAAAUCAGUCAGUGUGAUAAAUUUUGUUAUCAAUUAAUUUAAACUAUCGAAUUCGGUGCUUAUUAGUUAAUAAAUUACGUGUAAGAUUUAAGAUGAAAAUUUUUAUAAAAAAAUUAAAAAUGGCGGAAACUGUCGAUUAUUAAAUGAAUGAUAGUUUUAGUUGCUCUGAAGCUCGAGUAGAGUUUUCCAAACAAAGUAUAACGCGGAAUACCGUAGGUGUGUGACUAAGGGGGUUAAAUUCGUAGAGAUAGAUCGAAAUCGGCCGACACGGUCGCCGGGCACCCCCGGGGGUGUAAUACGUUAAGGGUGACUUAGCGUCGUUUCAACUUUGAAUCUCCGAGGCCAGAUUGAUGCGGCCAACUUUUACGUUGCCUUAUUUGCGAGUCAGAUAACGAGGCUGAGUUAUGCCCAAACUUUUCUCGAGGGCUGCUCCUAUAUAUACGUUACAAAAAUAACUGAAACAAAAACUAAAACGAAAACGAAAGCAAAAGCAAAAGCAAAAGCACAGAAGCCAAGAGAAUGAAAGAGAGCUGGGGUGGAUGGGAUGCACAAGUUGAAUGCUUUAUUUAUCAGUGUUAUACAUCGAUAACAUAUUCAAAGAUUCAACGUACACCAUCUACAUCCGUACCUGCGACUUAUGCUUCCAUUACGCUGUUACAAUUUAUAUGUAAAAUACUGAUAACAGAUGACUAAUCAUUUCCAUUUGUUGGAUAGUAUAAUUAUUAUACAAAAAUUAAUCAUCGUAGUUUAUAAAUUACUUAAAUUAUUAAUAAUUAUAAUUAUUAAAAUGUAGCUAACGAUUUAUGUUUGUUGACGAGCAUGUUUUUUGUAUUAUAGUCUAUUGUAAUAAACAGAAGGUCGAAAAUUA
Messenger RNA from Microplitis demolitor, 1983 nucleotides. Its product is annotated as LIM domain only protein 3-like. Gene Ontology annotation, cellular component: nucleus. The coding region runs from base 200 to 865 and encodes 221 amino acids. NCBI's taxonomy places the organism in Eukaryota, Metazoa, Arthropoda, Insecta, Hymenoptera, Braconidae. The transcript is spliced from 6 exons. Gene Ontology annotation, molecular function: DNA-binding transcription factor binding; transcription coactivator activity. The record is from RefSeq and is a predicted model, not a curated record. Gene Ontology annotation, biological process: positive regulation of transcription by RNA polymerase II.